AUGAAAUCUGUUCCAUACGUAUGUUAUGGUAAUUGUUUGUACAUUGAGUCAAAAAUAGCUAAUGUCACAGGUAUUUCAGGAGUUAAUAGUAAAGGUUCAGUAGAAUAUAAGUCUUUCUGUUAUGAAGUAAAUUCAAUGUUCAUUCCAAACGUUCCUGUCAUAGCAACUCAUUUAGGUAAAUGGGUUCGCAUUAGUCCUCAUAAUUUGAAAGACAUGCAAUUCAGACUUGUUGACUUUCAAGGAGAGCCUGUAGAACUGAAGGCACCAGUGCGAAUGACUGUUGAAGUUGACUUUUUAGAAAAUAUUAAAUGCAACAGCUUACAAGAGAACUCAGAGCUAAAAAUAUAA
Molecule: messenger RNA, 348 nt
Organism: Trichomonas vaginalis G3
Lineage: Eukaryota; Parabasalia; Trichomonadida; Trichomonadidae
Exons: 1
Coding region: 1-348 (115 amino acids)
Source: RefSeq, a predicted model, not a curated record